Molecule: messenger RNA, 2328 nt
Organism: Erpetoichthys calabaricus (reedfish)
Lineage: Eukaryota; Metazoa; Chordata; Cladistia; Polypteriformes; Polypteridae
Gene: pld5
Product: phospholipase D family, member 5
Exons: 11
Coding region: 1-1623 (540 amino acids)
Molecular function (GO): catalytic activity
Source: RefSeq, a predicted model, not a curated record
AUGAAGGAAAGCUAUCUGCAGCUCAACAUGGCAAAGAUGGACUUCUCAUCUAGCAAAUCUAUUAAACACCGGAUCUCUGUUCAUCUUGACUCGUUAUCGCUAAAAACCUACCAAGCUCUGGCCUCGCUAGGUCAUAUGUUCUGGCGCUGCCCUAAGCAAGACCUUUUUGGUCAUUCUAGUUCUCAACAAAAAUGCAUUGUAGUAUUUGCCUUGGUAUGCUGCUUUGCAGUCCUGGUUGCCUUGAUAUUUUCUGCUGUAGACAUUUGGGGGCAGGAUGAAGACGGAAUCACAGAGAACAACUGUAACACAAACUGUCGAAUUGUUCUUGUAGAAAACAUCCCUGAAGAUCUAUAUUAUUCUGACAAUGGCACAUUAUAUCUUCCUCUUAACUUGGGACUGCUCAGCCUAUUGGAUUCAGCAGAAAAGACAGUGGAAAUUGUAUCUUCUCACUGGAAUCUAAAUGCUACAGAUAUGAAACAGAUUCACCCUUCAGCCUGGCAGGGACAGGAAGUGUUUAAAAGACUUCUAAAUCUUCAUCUGCAUCAGAAAACCCUGAAAAUAGCAAGUGAUUUGAAUCACAAAGACUCCAGUGAACUGAAACAACUUGCUAAACAUGGUGCUGAAGUUCACUACCUAAACAUGACAGCUUUAACUAAAGGACAAAUGCACGCAUCUUUCUGGGUGGUGGACAAGAAGCACAUUUAUAUCGGAAGUGCAAAUAUGGACUGGCAUUCCAUGGCACAGAUGAAAGAACUUGGUGUGAUAAUCUACAACUGCAGCUGUUUGGCCCUAGACUUGCACAGGAUGUUUACCCUUUUCUGGCAGCUCGAAUACAAAGAGUUUAUCCCAACAAUAUGGUCGAAGAGGAUUUUUGCCAUCUCUAAUAUUGAAAAACCUCACAACCUAACUCUGAAUGACACAAAUUAUGAUGUCUUUUUAUCCAGCUCUCCAAAUAUCUUUUGCCCUAAGGGCCGAACCAAAGAUAUUGAUGCCAUUUACAAAGUGAUUUCUGAUGCUCAAAGGUUCAUCUAUGUAUCUGUAAUGGACUAUUUACCUCUUAUAAACAGAAGUAACUACCAUACAGAAAAUCAAGUGCCACUACAGAGAUAUUGGUCCCGUGCUGAUGAAAUGCUCAGAGAGGUGCUUGUUUUACGCAGGAUUAAAAUACGACUUCUAAUAAGUUGCUGGAAGCAAACUCAUCCCCUGACUUUUAACUUUGUGUGGUCUCUGAUGACACUUUGCACAGAUUUGCCAAAUUGCAGUCUAGAAGUGAAAUUCUUCACCCCAAAAGAUCAAUACAACAAUACAUUUCAGACAGUCAAUAGGAACAAAUUCGUUGUGACGGACAGAGCUGUUUACAUUGGAAACUUUGACUGGGUUGGAAAUGACUUCACCUACAAUGCAGGUGCUGGCUUAACCAUCAUCCAAAAGGGUGCAAAACCAGAUAAAACUAAUUCCACAGUGAUCGAGCAAAUGAAGGCUAUUUUUGAGUGGGACUGGUACUCUCGUCAUGCCAAAAGUUUACAAGCAAAUAAGAUUCCAGAGUGCAUUAAGCAAAAACUAAGUAAACCAGCAUCAUUUAAAAUCUCACCUGAAAGCAUGGAAGGGAAGGACAUUUUUUAAACUUACUACAGACUGGAAGUUGUAUCUCAGGUUAGUCCAAACAAUGGCUGGAUUUUAUCACUAUGGAUUUACUUACUAGGAGAUACAAAGAAGGCAGAAAUGUUUUUCAAUAUACUUUCAAAAUGUUGUCUUUUUUCCCCUCAGUGAGGAUGUAAAUUUCCAUAAAUUUUGCAUUUUAAACAAUUUUAAUAUUUUGUUAUGAAAUUUAAAGAUACUAUCUACAUGCACACAUAAAAUAUUACAUCACUCCAAUUCUCUGUUAUUUUAGAUGGUUGAUUGGGUCUGUUACACACCCUGCAGAAAAAAAGGCAGUAAUGAAGGCAUAUUCAACUUUCUUUUCCUUAAAUUACAGUUAUUUAUGCUUAAGAUUGCUAAAUCAAAACCCAGAAUUUUCUUUGUAGGCCCACAGAAAUUAGAAUUGUGGACUUCAUGUAUCCAUUAAGUUGCAUUUAUAUUUCAAUUUUAACACCAUAUGACAAGUCCCUUAAGUAAUGCUGGAAACACUCCAAACCAUUUUUAAAAUAUGAGGACUUGAACAAAGGAUUUAUUAUUGCUGUCUGUUUCUCUCUUAAUAUCAUUUUUAUUUCCCCUCCGAAAAUCAAAAUAUCUGCCUUUAAGUCAUAAGCAUAAAUAUUUUAAAUGUAAUAUACAAUCAACAUAAAUGGACAGGGCAGUUAAAGGAAAUGUCAAGCUCAUUUUGAAACU